This is a messenger RNA of Aedes aegypti (yellow fever mosquito), 1977 nucleotides long. Its product is annotated as tetraspanin-11. Gene Ontology annotation, cellular component: membrane. The coding region runs from base 579 to 1286 and encodes 235 amino acids. NCBI's taxonomy places the organism in Eukaryota, Metazoa, Arthropoda, Insecta, Diptera, Culicidae. The transcript is spliced from 6 exons. The record is from RefSeq and is a predicted model, not a curated record.
CACCCUCCAGUCAGUCGAUCUCGAACCGUGUCCGUAGAAGGAAGCACAGUUUCUUCAUCCAUUCGCGAUAGCUCGAUCCGUGAGUGCGCAUUUAGCUACGACGUUAUUACAACAAAGCUCCGCGCUCGAGUUUUACAUUAGGUGUUACAUGCUCACCGACCAACUGCGCUGAAUGCGGCAAAUCGAUUUUUUAAGUGACUUCACCGAGUGGAUUCCAGCGCGGAAGGUGAACUUGUCCCAAGUGUCGUUGUGGUAGCUGCCACAAAUGCUACCAGUUUGAGCUGUACCGAGAGACCGACAUCGGAUUCGAAAGGAUUUCCACCGACGCACAAAAGGCCUCUCGAGUGAAUACUACUUUAAUUGCUGCAGCUCAGCAGCAGCGGUAUUUGUGAAAAAGACUGCACCCUCAGUGAAACGAACCACUAUAUCUACUAGCAGUCGACGACGUCAUUCACUCGAACCUCAAGUGUAGAUACUCUACCAACAGUUGAAGAACGCAGAGCGGAAGCCUUUAACGCGACGACGUAGACGACAAUAACAGCAACAGCAAUAAAACAGAUCCUCACGAAACCGUCAUCAUGGGACUGGGCGGCAGAAUGGACUGCUGCGGGCAGUGUGUCAAGUAUAGCAUGUUCGUCUCCAAUUUCAUCAUUUUCAUUGGUGGUGCCAUCGUUUUCGGACUCGGUGUGUGGACCGUAGUGGAUAAGAACUUUAUCAAUGAGCUGCUCGGAACGAAUUUGUUUUCCGGGGCGGUCUAUGUGCUGAUUGCGACAUCGGCGCUGGUGUGUUUGCUGUCCUUUUUCGGGUGCAUUGGCGCGGCGAAGGAGUACAAAUGCAUGCUAUUGACGUAUUUCAUUUUGAUUUUCCUUAUUUUCGUGACGAUGCUCAUCGGAGGCAUCCUGGGUUACGUGUUCCGCGAAAAGGUGUCCCAAACCAUGCAGCAGGAAAUGCACUCGUCGAUGACGUUCUACGGCGCCUACGGAAAGCGCUCGAUCACCCAGGCUUGGGACAUGACCCAGGAGAGGCUCAAGUGCUGCGGUGUUAAACACUACAACGACUGGCGCGGUUCGAUCCCACAGUCUUGCUGUCAGAAGACCUUCACGGACUACAAACCCUGCCAGGACCAUCCGACGCCGGAGAACAUCUACAUCCAGGGCUGCCUGGACAUCACGUCCAAUCUGAUACGGGACAACGCGGCGUUCAUUGGAGCGUCCGGAAUCAUCGUGGCCAUCCUGCUCAUAUUCGGCAUGAUCUUCUCGUGCUCACUGUUCCGGAUGAUCGAAUAGCGCGGCAUUGCUUACUUCAUUCGACCAUAACUUGUCAUAAAAUUUUACCACUUGAUCGCCUGUUGUUGUUCUGAACUAUUUGAUUAUCUACCUGAGAGAGCAAAACAAAAGUACAAUAUGAAGGGGCGCUUACUUUUUAUUUCGCACAAUCCAAGAAGCAAAUUACCACAGGUCAUUGGAUCUUGAUUGAGCCAUCAACUAGAUUUGAAUUUGGACAUAGUGUUCAAAGUUUGGCGAUCGUCAAGAUCUCUUAUCAUCGUGGUCUACGAUAAUAUCCGCUGCUCAUAAUUGUAAAAAAAUAUAAUUAUUAAAUUUUUAUUUUCCAAAAUUCAAAUUCAACUCGUACGGAAUCUCUACAUUCGCAUGUGUAAAUAGUAAAACAAGCGACGCUACAGUGCAUUUAAGGCGCGAAAUCGCUAUCGAAAUUCAUAAGCAGUCAACACAAACACACAAAAUCUUAAUAAUUAACUUAAUGAAACCUAGAACGUAAGUCGAUAGAAACUAUUGAUCUGAUAAAGGCGAAAGGCAUCGCCAAAUGAAACCGAUCCCUCGGGACGCGCAACCGAUGAUAUUCAUUCCAUCCAUUAUCUGUCAAUCAAACUUAUUCGUCUAUGCACAAUAGAUCUGAACGUCUGUGUCAUUGUAAAAGCUAAUUCUUAAUGAUAAUGAAUAAAGAUUUAAGGACAUUUUA